Panonychus citri (citrus red mite) is the source of this 2118-nucleotide messenger RNA. Its product is annotated as GTP-binding protein RAD-like. The transcript is spliced from 3 exons. Gene Ontology annotation, cellular component: plasma membrane. Lineage: Eukaryota; Metazoa; Arthropoda; Arachnida; Trombidiformes; Tetranychidae. The record is from RefSeq and is a predicted model, not a curated record. Gene Ontology annotation, molecular function: GTPase activity; GTP binding; calcium channel regulator activity. Bases 277 to 1707 code for a protein of 476 amino acids.
AUCAUUCAGUUUGUUCAGUAACGAGCAGCAAGUAACAUCUUAUCAACUUAUCAGUUUUAAUUGUUAUCAACUAACUUGAUAACAAUUCUAUACAUUGAUAACUGUAGUUAUUUAAUCUGAUUAUCAACAAUUUAAAAUCCAAUACAAGAGAUAAUUUUUUUUUCUUCUUCUCUUUUUUUUUACUGAUAAAAGUUUUACUUCCGCAUCCUCAUCAUUCAUUUAUCUCAUUAACUGUUUUGCUGUUUUCAUCUUACAUAUUUUGGAGGUGAUUAAGUUAUGAAUCGUUCUGGUCACAUUUUGAGCCCUGUUGUUGAAAGUUCUGGUUAUCGUUAUCCAAAUCGUCAUCGAAACAGUUCACCUUCAAUUAAACCAAGACAAUAUCACCCGAGGCGAUCAUGUGAUGGUCAUUUUGCCUUUCUAACUGCAAACGCUUCUUCAUCAUCUUCAUCACCUUCACCAUCAAAGUUAACCAACAACAGUAACAACCAUUCACACAAUUUUACCUUUGAUACUGAUGGUCGAGGUUCAAGUCCAGUGUCCAGUUCAACUAGUACCUCAUCAAUAAGUCCAAGUAGAGGUCAAUCAAUGGUUUUAAACGGUUUCCAUCAACCUCAAUCCCAACAACAGUAUCAUUAUCAUAUUAACAAUGAUACCAAUAGACAUUAUCAACACCAAUCAUCACAACAACAACAUCGAUCAUCAUCAUUAUCAACUGGUCCUACGGUCAAUCCACAAGUCCAACGAACUCAACAAUACUUUCGUCCUCGCGUGAAUACCUUACCCGAUGCAUUAAGUGGAAUUGUGUUGAAUGUCAUUGAAACCGAUCGACGGGCUCGAUCACGAAGUCAAAGUUACACUCCACCAACAAGUAACAACCAUUCAAACCAUCAACAUACUAACAACAAUUAUACCACAAAUGGAGGUGGAGGUGUAGGUCGAAAAAAUCGACGGAAAAGUCAAGAACGUGUAUCUUAUUCUGAUGCCGAUAGUUGGACCAAUUAUCGUAAAACUUCAAUUGAUCCGAGAAAAUUUUCCAUCUCUGAGGUACAUGACGAUUCUAUUCCAGAGCGUGAUGAUAAAUCAUAUCGAGUUCUGGUUCUGGGAGCUGAUAAAGUGGGAAAAACUACUUUACUCCAUCAGCUGAUUCGACAAGAAGAGAUGGAGAAACUUUCCCACCGGGAGAGAUCGAUUAAGAUGCUUAUCCCAAUCGAUAAUGUGGAUGUUUCCAUAAUCUUCGAUAACCAACCUUUCAAUGAUGAUCUUCUCAAUGAUAGAAUGCACCAUGAAAAGAUUUUCUAUGAUUCUGUGAUAGUAAUUUACUCAAUCACUGAUCGUCGGAGCUUCGAGAUUGCCGCUCAACUAUUAACCAUGGCGAUCUUUGAUUAUAAGCGAAUCAAUUGUGACCUCAAGGUUUGUCUGAUCGGAAAUAAAUCUGACCUGGUUCGAGCUCGAGCAGUUGAACAUCAUGAGGGUAAAUCACUUGCCAACAGGUUCGAAGUUGAUUUCCAUGAGGCAUCGAUUGAACUCGAAGAUAAUCUUGAUCAUAUUCUUUAUUGGAUCUCUAAUAAUGUUCGAACUCGAUUCGGUUUCAUGCCGAUCAAUGGUUCUACUCACGGGAAAUUCCGUCGGGCUUUAAGCUUCGUUAAACGGGUUCUUCGAAAACCCGAUUCAAAGCAUCGAUCUUGCGAAUCAAUUAAUGCCAUUUAAUCAUCUCUCUCAUCAUCGUUCAAUUUAAUAUCAUCAUUUAUCAUUAACCAAUUAGUUCAUUAAUUGUUUCCAUUAAUGAAAAAUCUAGUUGAUUAACAAAUGAGAAAAAAAAACUUUUCCAACUUUUUCUUGUUCUUUUCAAAACAAUUAGUUAAUUGUUUAUAUAUAUCAUGCAAUUUAAUUCACUAAUUGUAAUAUCCUGGAUAAAUUUAAUCAUCGAUCAUCAGAAUUAUCAUUAUUUUUUAACUUUUAAUUAAAAACUUGUUGGUAAACCAAAAAAUAAGAAACUUGAUCAUCACAAUAAAAUCACAAUUUUCUCAUUCGUUUAUCCUUAUAGUUAAUUUGAAAGUUUUCAUUCUGAUUGUGAUUAAGAUUUUUAAUCUUUCUCUCAACUUUAUCUCAUUACUUUUA